Messenger RNA from Schistocerca gregaria, 2001 nucleotides. Its product is annotated as HBS1-like protein. Lineage: Eukaryota; Metazoa; Arthropoda; Insecta; Orthoptera; Acrididae. Gene Ontology annotation, molecular function: GTP binding; GTPase activity. The transcript has a single exon. The record is from RefSeq and is a predicted model, not a curated record. Gene Ontology annotation, biological process: translation. Bases 1 to 2001 code for a protein of 666 amino acids.
AUGGAUCACUACGCGAGUCAGGUGACGGAGAGGGUGACGUCGGACGCGGUGGCGAGGUUGGGGAGAGAGAUGGGUGGUGAGGAGGAGGAGGAGGAGGCGAUUGUACCGUUUGAUUUUUCGGAGCCGUCUCCGGACGACAUUGUGCUGGCGGAGCAGAAGAAGGCGUUCGUGAAGGGAGGAGAGGUGUUUGAGUCGAGGGCGAGUGAGUCGAGGUGCGCGGAGAGGGGGAGAAAGGGGCCGAUAGUGGCUGGAGGGAGUCGAUACAGAGGGCCGAUCGUGGCGGGUGGGAGAGCGUGUGGGACAAGAGAGAAGGAAAAGGGCGAGAGAAAGAGGGGAGAGGGGAGCGGUGAGGAGGUGAAGGGAGCGGCGGAUGAGGUGAAGGGGAGGUCUGAAUUGAGGGAGUGCGGAGCUGAGGGUCACAGGGGUGCGAACGUGUUGGGUGGGUCAGAAGGGAGGAGGGAGUCGACGGUUGGUGCGGGGAGGGAGGAGUCGCGUUUGAAUGGAGAGGUGAAGGCGAUGGAGAGCGAUUUGAAGGGUUUGCAGAUGAGACACCAGAGUUUUAACCUCGGCCACAGCACGGCGGUGGAGAGGGGUCAGCUGAAGUCGUUGGGGAAGCAGAUGAGCGAGGCGAAGAGAGAGAGGGCGCUAUCGGAGUUGAUGGGUGAACAGGAGGGUCGUGGUAGGAAGGAGCGGCUGGGGAUGGUGAUCAUAGGUCACGUCGAUUCUGGAAAGAGCACAACGAUGGGACACGUGCUUUAUUUGCGAGGAAAGGUCGACAAGAGGACGAUCGAGAAGUACGAGCAAGAGAGCAGAGAAAUAGGAAAAUCGAGCUUUCACUACGCGUGGGUGAUGGACGAGGAUGAGGAGGAGAGAUUGCACGGAGUUACGGUGAACGUUGCGAUACAUUUGCUCGAGACGGAGAAAUAUGUCGUGACGAUUUUGGACGCGCCUGGACAUCGGGAUUUUACUCCGAAUUUGAUUUCUGGAAUUAUCCGAGCGGACGUCGCUUUGUUGGUGGUGGAUGCGUCGUCGGAAUUCGAGCAGAGGAACGUGCUGGAGGCCGGGCAAACUCGAGAGCACAUCUUGCUGGCGAGGUCGCUGGGAAUCGUGCAACUUAUCGUGGCGGUGAACAAGAUGGACUCGGUCGGCUGGGAAGAAAGCAAGUUUGAAAGUGCCAAAUCCACGCUGCUCUCUUUUUUCAAGAAGAUCGGAUUCAAGAGCUCGAAUGUCUUGUUCGUCCCGAUAAGCGGUCUAGAAGGGGUGAACUUGGUCGGACCUAACUCAGGGAGCCCCUCGUGGUAUCAAGGGCCGACGCUCUUGGAAGCGAUCGACAGCUACAAGCCAAUCAAGCGGGACUACACCAAGCCCUUCAGGUUCAGCAUCGCCGACGUAUUCAAGGACACUCGAGGGUUCGGAGUCGCCGUCUCCGGCAAAAUCCCGACCGGAUUCGUCAACACGGGCGACAAACUGCUCCUCAUGCCCUCGAAAAGGCUCUGCGUCGUCAAAGCCAUCCGGUGUCACGGAGAACUCAAACCCAGAGCGGUCGCCGGUGAGAACGUCGAAAUAGGACUCCAAGACGUAGACAUCCAACACCUCAACAUAGGCGACGUUCUAUGCGACCCCUCUAACCCAAUCAAGGUGGUCAGCCUGUUCCAAGCACAGCUGACCACCUUCAACUUGGAAGUGCCCCUCUUCCAAGGACAAGACGUCGCCAUAUUGAUUCACAAUUCGAACCAGGUCGCCACCCUUUCGGAAAUCAUCGGCAUAUGCAAUCCGAACGGAGAAAUCACCAAAAAAAGCCCGAAAGUUCUCGAAGACCGCACCAACGCCAUCGUCAACAUCCGCGUCCAGCCGCCCGUGUGUGCCUACCUGUUUCAAGAUUGCAGGGCGUACGGCAGAUUCACUCUAAGAGAUAAAGGGAAAAUUCUGGCCGCGGGCAUCAUCACGAAAAUACUCGAACAGUCCCCGUACAUGCCCAGGUCGUCCUCUUCCAUUCGCUAA